Molecule: messenger RNA, 2679 nt
Organism: Trematomus bernacchii (emerald rockcod)
Lineage: Eukaryota; Metazoa; Chordata; Actinopteri; Perciformes; Nototheniidae
Gene: alg6
Product: ALG6 alpha-1,3-glucosyltransferase
Exons: 14
Coding region: 79-1596 (505 amino acids)
Biological process (GO): protein N-linked glycosylation
Cellular component (GO): endoplasmic reticulum membrane
Molecular function (GO): dolichyl pyrophosphate Man9GlcNAc2 alpha-1,3-glucosyltransferase activity
Source: RefSeq, a predicted model, not a curated record
AUGUAGACAUAUUCCAAAAGCAGACAGAUAUUUUAGCUUUUAUUUCUCCUAUUUAAGAUAAUUUAACCGGACGAGGUUAUGCAAACGUGGAGUCUCGUAUCACUUUGUGUGUUGCUCGGUCUUGCUGUAAGAUGGGGCGUUUCGUUAAACUCAUAUUCAGGGGCGGGGAAAACUCCCAUGUUUGGCGACUACGAGGCUCAAAGGCACUGGCAAGAAGUGACAUACAACCUCCCUGUGCAGGAAUGGUACUUCAACACCACUAAGAAUGACUUGAACUACUGGGGUCUUGACUACCCUCCUCUGACUGCCUACCACAGCCUGAUCUGUGCUUUUGUAGCUAAGACGAUAAACCCUGAGUGGGUGGAGCUUCACAAAUCCAGAGGUUAUGAAAGUCCAGCGCACAAGUUGUUCAUGAGAGCUACAGUCCUGGUGGCAGAUUUGUUGAUAUACAUCCCUGCUGUGGUUUUAUACUGUUUGUAUCUGACUGAGGGAUCCUCUAAGAAAAAGGUUUCCACUCUGCUCUGCUUCCUUUUAUACCCUGGCCUCAUUCUUGUUGACUAUGGCCAUUUCCAGUACAAUGGAGUGAGUCUGGGCUUUGCCCUGUGGGGGGUUCUGGCUCUGGGUCUGGGCUGGGAUGCUUUGGGCUCCGUGGCUUUUUGCCUGGCUCUCAACUACAAACAGAUGGAGCUGUACCACGCUCUGCCCUUCUUCUGCUACCUGCUGGGGAAGAGUGUCAAACUGGGCCUGAUGGGGCGAGGGCUUUUCCUGUUGGUGAGAAUUGCUUUGACAGUGUUGGUGACUUUUGCCCUGUGCUGGCUGCCCUUCCUGUCUGACCCCGGUCAGGCCAUGCAGGUGGUCAGGAGGAUCUUUCCCGUGGCCCGCGGUCUGUUUGAGGAUAAGGUGGCCAACACAUGGUGCAGCUUGAACGUCCUGAUAAAGAUCAGAUCCAUUCUGUCCAGUGACUCCCAGAUGCACCUCAGUUUUGCCUGCACUCUUCUGGCGGUCUUGCCUUCCUGCGUAAGACUUCUGACGAAGCCCACCUUCUGGCAGUUUAAACUGGCAUUGGCUAAUUCCUCUCUGGCGUUCUUCCUCUUCUCCUAUCAAGUCCACGAGAAGUCUAUCCUCUUAGCUGCUUUGCCUGCCUGCCUCCUGCUGAAUGACCUCCCCUUGAUGGCUAUUUGGUUCCUGCAUGCCUCUACAUUCAGCAUGCUGCCUCUGUUCCUGAAGGACGGUCUGCUGGUGCCCUUUGUUGUGACCUCGCUGGGCUUCCUGUACUUCAGCAUAUAUCUGCUGUCUGCACUGGAGCGCUGCUCAGAGGAAGAGCUGAGACUGGGAGCCUACCACAAGCUGCUGUUCUGCCUACCCAAACUGGACCUAGCAUGGAUUGUAAGAUGGAAGUUCUACGUCAGCGUCUCCGUGUUAGCCGGUCUGAGCAUUGCUGCUGUAGCUCUGGCUCCUCCACCACAUCUACCCGACUUGUUUCCUGUGCUGGUGUCUCUCGCUUCUUUUAGUCACUUCUUGGGAACAUUUAUAUAUUUCAACAUUGUCCAGUUCAGCGAGCCGCCCAGCAGAAAGAGCCAGAAGAAGAACAACUGAAUGAUGCCUAAGGCAGUGAUGUACAUGGCAACAUAUCGUUUAGCAAACUGCUGCUAAAUGCUUCAGGGAAGCCAGUGUUACAUUAAGAGGCAUUUAAACGUGCCAUAAUGUCCCCUGUGGAAGAAGCAUUAAUGUAGAGCUGCAAUUAUCGGUCUAUAAGAAACAUUAUUGAUACCUAUGUUGAUGAUCAAUUAAGUCAUUUUUGAGCAAAAAUGCAAAACAUUUUAUAUUUCCAGCCAGACAAAUAUGAGAGGUUUUUCAGUUCCUCUUGUAUUAUAGUAAAUUGAAUAUCUAUGGGGGUUUGAUGCUAUUGCUCAGACACAAAUGAGAUUUGAUGGCAUCACCUUUAGCUCUAAGAAAUUGUGACAGGCACUUUCACAGCUUUCUGAACUUUUAUAGACCAAAUAUUGUAUUGAGUAGAUAAUCUGCAAACACAUUGUUAAGGAGAUAAUCAUUUGUUGUAGCCAGAAACAAAGGGUACUGAAUAGGAUUUUGCAGACUUCAAAAUCACUAUGCUACAAAAUCAGAGGACCUGUGAUAUCAGUACAAAGUAGACGGUAGUGAUAUUUUUCCAGUUUGGACCAAAUUAAUUCAAGAAAUGAUUCCCCCUUGUGCGGACCUCUUGCAUAUUUUUUUGUAUUGGACUAAACACUAUUGCUAGCUAAUCAAUCAAGUACCACAUGCCGUGUGCAGCCCAUUUGACUCCAGCGAGCUCUGUGCCUGGAUGCUUAAGCUACGGGGAUGGCCACAAUAACAGGAACACCUGUUGUAAUGUUCAGUAAGUGUAAAGACCAACAUGGGGAAAGGUGUUUAAUUUUCCAGUAACUCUUUAAGCCAUGGUGUUGCUAGCCUUAAUGAUAUUGUAAGGUGUUUCUCUUAUUUUGUCUACCCUCAGUUUCUCCUCUGGGUAUUGUGAUUUAAACACAUUCCUGGCGCGACUGGACUCCGGUCUAGCCGGAACUGUUAAACAUUAUUCAUGUGAACUUUUUCUUUACGGUUUUUCUAUUGUAUAUUUUCAUCUAUCAUUGAAGUACUUUUGUACAAACUUCGUUUUUGUGAAAAUAAAUACAAUUUCUCAAUGAC